GGGCGGUUUGAACGGGACGGAGACGGAACCGGAGCCGGUUACUGGUACUGGACGCGGUUCAGCCGAGAGCCGAAGAUGGCAGUGAACGUAUACUCGACAUCAGUCACCAGUGAUAACCUAAGUCGACAUGACAUGCUGGCUUGGAUCAAUGAGUCUCUGCAGUUGAAUCUGACAAAGAUCGAACAGUUGUGCUCAGGAGCUGCCUAUUGUCAGUUUAUGGACAUGCUGUUCCCUGGCUCCAUUGCCUUGAAGAAAGUGAAAUUCCAAGCUAAGCUAGAACAUGAAUACAUCCAGAACUUCAAAAUAUUACAAGCAGGUUUUAAGAGAAUGGGUGUCGACAAAAUAAUCCCAGUGGACAAAUUAGUAAAAGGAAAGUUUCAGGACAAUUUUGAAUUUGUUCAGUGGUUCAAGAAGUUUUUUGAUGCAAACUACGAUGGAAAAGACUAUGACCCUGUAGCUGCCAGACAAGGUCAAGAAACUGCAGUGGCUCCUUCCCUUGUUGCUCCAGCUUUGAAUAAACCGAAGAAACCUCUCAGCACUAGCAGUGCAGCUCCACAGAGGCCCAUUUCAACACAGAGAACUACUGCAACUUCCAAGCCUGGCCCAGGUGUGGUGAGAAAGAACCCUGGUGUGGGCAAUGGGGAUGACGAAGCAGCUGAGUUGAUGCAGCAGGUCAACGUAUUGAAGCUUACCGUCGAAGAUUUGGAGAAGGAGAGAGACUUCUACUUCGGAAAGCUAAGGAACAUUGAAUUGAUUUGCCAGGAGAAUGAGGGGGAAAACGACCCUGUAUUGCAGAGGAUUGUGGACAUUCUCUAUGCCACAGAUGAAGGCUUUGUGAUACCCGAUGAAGGGGGCCCACAGGAGGAACAAGAAGAGUAUUAACAACAGCCUGGACCAGCAGAGCAGCGUCUGAAUUCUUCACUCCAAAUCAUGUGCUUAACUGUAAAAUACUCCCUUUUAUGAUUCUUAGAGGACUCACUGGUUUCUUUUCAUAAGCAAAAAGUACCUCUUCUUAAAGUGCACUUUGCAGAAAUCUCACUCCUUUUUCCAUAAGUUUGAGUUAGGAGCUUUUACCUUGUCGCAGAGCAGUAUUAACAUCUAGUUGGCUCACCUAGAGAACAAAGAGGCUGACCAUGGGGCUCACCAUGUGGUUGCUGGAGAAGGUGUCAGUAGAGAAAUGGAAAGACUGAAUUAAAUUUUAAGCUAAUGUGAAAUCUUGGCAGAGAACGUUUAAUAAAUAAAUGCCUUAAGAGUAUUUAAAAUAUGCUUCCAUAUUUCAAAAUGUAAGUGUAACAUGACAGGAGAUUUUGUGUGUUAGACAUUAUUUGGGAAGGAAGGACCAGACCUUGGAACCUUUGUGGAACCUGCUGUUGAUAGGCCUUGUAGGGUUGCUUGAAUCCUUGGAGGCCAAGACAUUGACCCCAAUAGGAAAGUUUAGGAGUUGCGCUGUAAAGCCAUUUGGUGUCACUGACCAGUUGCAUCCUUGCUGAAAAUAAAUAUCAAGAGGCAUUGUUGCCUGGAUGACUAGAGAGUGUGUUUCAGCCCUGAGGUGUUUGAGUUGAAGAGCUCGAUUUUCAGUGAGCAUGUCUCCUCCUGAUUUCCCCCAAAAUUUCUUUGUACUGUGUUUUUUGGGAAAUAAAGUUUGUCUGGUUUUUCAGUCUAACAGCUACUUUUGGGGAUGUGCCCACAUCUGUGUGAUGUGAAUGGUGGCUGUGUCCCAUUUUACUGUCUUUUAAGUUUACAUUGAACGUGCUUCUCUUCUCUGCUCCCCUUGCCCACUGGGGAUUCCUCUUUGUUGGCUCCUCAAAAGUUUUCUGCUUCAAGUGGACCUAAAGCAGACUGGUGAUGAUGCUGCAAGUUCUUUCUGGACCUCUGGCAAAGGGAGUGAUCAGUGAAGGCCCCCACUGCCUUGGGAUCUGCAAGGAUUGGCUGUUUUUGGUACCUGCUGUCCACAGCUCUCCACUGUUAACGGAAUACUUUGCCAGUGCACUAAUCUCUUUGGAGAUAAAAUUUGUUAGCGUGUUACUAAAUGUUAAUUUUCUUUUGCAGAAAAUACAGUACCAUGUCUGAUUUAAUUAUUAAUAUUUAAAAUACUUCAUUCCUUAACUCUCCCUCAUUUGCUUCGCCAAUGGCCUAUUCAGUCCCCUUGUUUGGCAGAAUUCUGCAAAAUGUGUGUCACCCACUGCUGAGAUUGUUCAGCCCCUGAUGUGUUUGUAUUGAUUUGUUUCUGGUGGUAGCUCGUCCUAAAAAUGUGUGUAGAAAACAGGUAUUUUAUGAUGAAAUUGUUGUGUAGUGCAUGCUUCGUGUGGAAUUCAGAGGAAAAAAACAGAUUCAGUGAUUAACAAUGCCAAAAAAAAAAGAAAAAAAUACAAGUUAUUAGCCAUUGUUCAGACGACAGUGGUGCUAUUUCUCUUUCGUGGCCUUUUAGACUUUUGUUGCCCUAAAAUUCCAGUUUACUGGGAACCCACUUUCCACCUGGUCUUUCUUGACAGGGUUUUUUCUACUUUAAACAGUUUCUAAAUAAAGUUCUGUAUUUCAAGAGU
Molecule: messenger RNA, 2543 nt
Organism: Orycteropus afer afer
Lineage: Eukaryota; Metazoa; Chordata; Mammalia; Tubulidentata; Orycteropodidae
Gene: MAPRE1
Product: microtubule associated protein RP/EB family member 1
Biological process (GO): protein localization to microtubule plus-end; regulation of microtubule polymerization or depolymerization; spindle assembly
Cellular component (GO): cytoplasmic microtubule; microtubule organizing center; microtubule plus-end
Molecular function (GO): microtubule plus-end binding
Source: RefSeq, a predicted model, not a curated record